This is a messenger RNA of Haemonchus placei, 1200 nucleotides long. The record is from the annotation of a GenBank genome assembly. Lineage: Eukaryota; Metazoa; Nematoda; Chromadorea; Rhabditida; Trichostrongylidae.
UCUUCUCGUUACUUCCACAUGCGUUUUCUAUUGCUCUUGGCACUGCUAGGCCAUGUAUCUGGAAACGUGAUAGAUUUGCUCGAUGUUGGAUCUCUUGAGCCACUAGCGGUAAAUUACUGCAAUGACAGUGCCUUAAUGGAGCAAUCAGGAUUAAUCAGAGCCACCAUGGGUCAAUUUCUCGGUUACGAAUGCAGUGGAGAGUUCUACCACUGUAGAUAUCAAAGUGACGGUUUUCGAACCUACAGAAAACUUUGCAAAACUGGGCUUGUUUAUGACGUUCUCGGUACACAAAACUGCAACUACGACUACAACGUUAAGAGCUGUGGUAUUAAAGGAGGAGGUCCCAUCGUCUGUAAUUCGACCUCAUUCCACUGCCCGCUGUCCGAACAGUGCCUCCCUCUUUCGAAGAGAUGCGACGGUCACUACGAUUGUCUUUCAGAAGAAGAUGAGCAGAAUUGUCCUCUCUGCACAGCUGAUCAGUUUGCUUGCGUUGUGUCCGAGCAAUGCAUAGAUAUAAGGCGACGAUGCAAUGGAAUAGCUGAGUGCAGCGAUGGCACCGACGAAACUUACUGCGAAGUUUGCGGCAACGGUUUGUUCCACUGUUCUAAGAGUGGUGAAUGCAUUCCUGCCUAUGAGCGUUGUGAUGGAAAACGCCAAUGUCCCCACGGUGAAGACGAAAUGCUCUGCAAGCCCAGGACAAGCGAGUGUUCACAUGCCAAAGUCGUGAUCAGGAUAUUCCAAUCACUCAGAUGCUCCUUCGUCAAAUCGGAUAAUUAUAAGACACGUCCACUGGCUUCCAUGUCUGUGAUCCUAGAAAUUAAUCAACACUUCUUUCAUUCUUUCUCAUCAAACCUGAAUCCAACCGUUGGGCCAAGUGAAUACGAGGAAUACGAUGAAACUGCACCAGAGGAGGAUGAUAAGCCAUCUUUCCCUCUAUUAUCCAUGGUGGUGCCACCGGUCACCUGUUCAUUCCCAUCCAGGCAAACGAAUUUCAGAGCUCCUUCACAGACACCGCAACCUCCGAGAGCAGCUUCUUCUGCAAACACACCUUGGGCGUCAUCAGGUGCAUUCAGAAAACAGCAACCUCCUGAAGCCGCACCACAGGAGGUAAGUAGCGACAUGCCUUGUGAUGCGAAAGUGAUCCACUUAGAAGUAGUUUCAUUGAGGUGCUGGUAUGAGAGCAAGAGAAUUGAAUGUUGA